Molecule: messenger RNA, 405 nt
Organism: Phyllostomus hastatus (greater spear-nosed bat)
Lineage: Eukaryota; Metazoa; Chordata; Mammalia; Chiroptera; Phyllostomidae
Gene: SPMIP10
Product: testis expressed 43
Exons: 3
Coding region: 1-405 (134 amino acids)
Biological process (GO): flagellated sperm motility
Source: RefSeq, a predicted model, not a curated record
AUGGCUUCAGGAAAAGACACUUGUCCUAUCUUACCUAAACUGGCCAACAACUGCUCAGAUGAUAAGUCAAAUAAGCCUGAUAAUAAGAGUAGUGAGAUUCAUUUGCCACGAUUUUCGUUAAAGCAAGGGAUGAUCCCAAGACGUUACACUAUGCCUUGGAAAGAAAGUAUGGAAUUCAGGAGUGUGAAUCUGAAGCAUGCCGAAGCGUGUGGGAUCCAUGCUGGCCCUUUGGAAGACUCUCUGUUUUUGAAUCACAGUGAAAGGCUUUGCCAUGGAGAAGACCGUAAAGUGGUCCUAAAGAAAAGCCCAUCGAAAAUAAAAGUCGCAGAUAUGCCUAUGCAUUCGCCUCUCUCCAGAUACCAAAGCACCAUGAUUUCCCAUGGCUUCAGGAGACGGCUGGUUUGA